AUGUCAAACGACACUGACACAGCAGCUGAAGACGCCCUCUACGCGCUCUACGAUAACGCAGAGCACACUCGCGAUCAUCGGGAUGCUUAUUACUACUACACCUUUGCGGGCAUCAUGGGUCUCCUGGCUCUGCGUUACGUGUUCCAGCUCGUCGCGCAUCGCAAAGCGCGUACAUUCACCUCCCUCGCCACACUAUCGGCUGUGCAAGUCUCCGUUUUUGACCGGCCACUCGGUUGGGGCUUCAACUUGCAGAGGCUCCUCUUUCUCGCGCUCGUCCUCGUCCUCAACGUCGUCUUUGCAGCUGUCACAUUCGUGAUACCGCACGAUAUGGACGAUACGACAUCUCUCAUCUCGCUGGCCUUCGGACGGAUGGUCUUUGUCAAUCUACCGUUCGUCUAUGCGCUCGCAGGACGCAAUAGCAUCUUUGGUCUCGUCACCGGCUUGAGCUACCAGACCCUACGGUGGUUCCACAUUGCCCUUUCCUACAUCAUGGUCAUUUUCUCGAUCAUCCAUGCGGCGCUCUUCACAACAGCCAUCCUGAUCGAGGGUCGCUCGGUCUACGUCGAGCAGCUAGGCGAGACCUACUUCCGCUGGGGAAUCGUUGCGAUGGUCGUCAUGUCCAUCAUGUCAUUCCUCGCCUUCUUCAGAGCUCGCGCCUACGAAUUCCACCUGAUUGCGCACGUUUCGGGCUCUGCAAUAACAUUGGCCGCGCUCUGGUAUCACUGGUCUUAUCUUGACCAAUUCAUCUACGCCAGCAUUGCCGUAUGGGGCUUCGACAGAGCCUUGCGCAUCUUACGCGUGGCAUAUAUCCACUUCGUCUCGCCUCUCUUAUCGAGCGGCAAGAUCGGCUUCAUCCAAGCAAGAGUGAUGCCACACCAAGAUGCUUUGCUCGUCAGCGUGCCCGCUCGGGCUAUGAGCUGGUCUUUGGGCUCGCACGCUUAUCUGCAAUUUUACACGAACGAUAAUCUCCGACGGCCGUGGCAUCUCUUUCAGUGGCAUCCUUUCUCUAUCUCGAGCAUUCCGGAGGAGCCUUGCGACCAGCGCCGGAUUCUCUUCAUUGUCAAAGUGCGUUCGGCUCAAACACGUCGACUUUGGAAGGCUGCGCGGUACAGUCAAGAUAAUCAGGGUGUCAAUGUACCUGUCUUGCUCGAAGGUCCCUAUCGUUCGAAUGCGCAGGCGCCGUGCGAGACGCUUGUCCUCCUCGCCGGAGGAUCUGGUAUCGCACAUAUCAUGCCAUAUCUCGUGGACGCACUCACAUCGUCAAAGCAUCGACCAGCCCGCACCAUCCUGAACUGGGCGGUGCGCAAUGCAGACCACGUAUCUUGGAUCUCUGAGCAGCUGGCACCGCUGUUGCAAUCGCUCAAGGAGGAGAACAGGCAGGAGACGCUACAACUGACGAUGGCCCUCACCCAGCGCGCAGGCCUGUACGAUUCUCCAUCGCAUGAAAAGGCGGGCAAGGACAAUACGGAUGUCGACAGCAUCUCGUCGUACAAAGACAGCGUUCUGGCAGCUUUCACGAUCGUCGAGGGACGUCCGAGCUAUACAACGAUCCUCAAGGACGCACUUGCGUCAACCUCCGAUAAGGGACAGAUCUGCGUGCAAGUUUGCGGUCCUCGAGCGAUGAUGGACGACGCCAAACUGGCUGCUGCUAGCGUCUCUGAUGUUCGCAGGACAUUGCGAGGAUCGAUCAAGCACUCGAUCCACGUGCAGUCAGCGGCUUUCGACUGA
Messenger RNA from Mixia osmundae IAM 14324, 1728 nucleotides. RefSeq lists its product as uncharacterized. Gene Ontology annotation, biological process: iron ion transport; intracellular iron ion homeostasis; copper ion import. The coding region runs from base 1 to 1728 and encodes 575 amino acids. The transcript is spliced from 5 exons. The record is from RefSeq and is a predicted model, not a curated record. Gene Ontology annotation, cellular component: plasma membrane. Gene Ontology annotation, molecular function: ferric-chelate reductase activity. NCBI's taxonomy places the organism in Eukaryota, Fungi, Basidiomycota, Mixiomycetes, Mixiales, Mixiaceae.